Molecule: messenger RNA, 1176 nt
Organism: Misgurnus anguillicaudatus (oriental weatherfish)
Lineage: Eukaryota; Metazoa; Chordata; Actinopteri; Cypriniformes; Cobitidae
Source: RefSeq, a predicted model, not a curated record
UGUAUGUGAAUGUUUUGCAGAGUAGUUAAUUUAUGACAUAUUUCUGUUUAAACCUUUAACAGAUCUGUCAGGUGUCCGAUAUGUGUCCCCCCCCAAUGUUAAACUCAUUUAGGGCAGCGUCAGUAGGAACUGGUUACACAGAACUGGCAACCCUGUGCCAUUGUACACUGAACUUUACGAAAGCGAGUAAACUUUUGCUGUUAUGGAUCGCUGGAAAGGCAGAGUUGCUCUUGUUACUGGUGCUUCAGGUGGGAAUUGGAGCUGCAAUCGCCAAAUCUCUUGUCCAGCAUGGCAUGAAAGUGGUUGGUUGUGCCAGAAACGUGGAACAAAUAGAGAAAUUAGCAUCAGAAUGUGUCAAAAGUGGAUUCAGUGGUACUUUAAUUCCAUAUAAAUGUGAUCUGUCUGUAGAAGAAGAAAUCUUGGCCAUGUUUUCCUCUAUCAAAGUUCAACAUCAUGGCGUUGACGUGUGCAUCAAUAACGCUGGCUUGGCUCAUCCAGACUAUAUAUUAACUGGCAAAACCAGUGGCUGGAAGGCUAUGCUGGAUGUGAAUGUGAUCGGACUAUCAGUGUGCACUCGUGAGGCUUACCAGUCCAUGAAAGAAAGAAAUGUUGAUGAUGGUCAUAUUAUUAACAUCAACAGCAUGUGUGGACACAGAGUUGUGCACAAUAGUGACGUUCACUUCUACACUGCUACCAAAUAUGCUGUGACUGCACUAACAGAAGGUUUGAGACAAGAGUUACGAGAGGCUAAAGCCCACAUACGUGCCACGUGUAUAUCUCCUGGUCUUGUGGAGACAGAGUUUGCUUUUCGGCUUUUUAAACACAAACCAGAGAUGGCUGCUGCAACCUAUAAAAACUUAAAGGUAAAAAAUCUGCAUUGUGUAUGUACUGAGUGCUCCUCCACAUGUUCAGAUUGGUGACAUUCAGAUGAGGCCUGUAGAACAACUGACAUAAUCGAAAUAAAUACAUUGAUAAGUCUUUCCAAAUAUAUUGAUUAUCAAAUUAAAAGUUUAAAAAACUUUUUUUAAUUAGUUGAAAACACACUGUAAAAAGUCAUUCUGUAGGCUUGUAGAUUUGAUGAAAUUGAAUAUCUAAACUUUUUUUUAUAAAAUUAAUUUCAUGUAGUUUGGUAAUUUUUGUGUUAAAAUUACUUAAAAAUGACUGGAAUAAAAACUA